This is a messenger RNA of Chiroxiphia lanceolata (lance-tailed manakin), 337 nucleotides long. Its product is annotated as protein FAM240B-like. The transcript has 3 exons. The coding region runs from base 59 to 337 and encodes 92 amino acids. Lineage: Eukaryota; Metazoa; Chordata; Aves; Passeriformes; Pipridae. The record is from RefSeq and is a predicted model, not a curated record.
UAAUCACUCAAGAAAACCAUACUUUGACAGAAGAGGAAGCUACUAUACAAUCAAAAAAAUGAGCAAGCACAUCAACUUCAGGCACCACAAGAUGGGUGGUCAGGAUGCAGAAGGGCUGAAGAACUUCUGGGAAAAGGUCAUCCAAGAGCAAACCAAGCAGCAAGAAGCCGAAGAGUCCAGGUUAAGCAAAAGUGCCCUGAACAAGCUCCGCCAGGAAUGGGCUCUGCGGCUGGAGAGGAGAGUGCGGCAGGUCCAGGCACAGACGAAAACACGGGGGGAACAAGGGACGCAGCUGUCCAUCGAGGCUCUGCCCUCACCAGACAAAACUGUUGCUUAA